Molecule: messenger RNA, 380 nt
Organism: Anopheles merus
Lineage: Eukaryota; Metazoa; Arthropoda; Insecta; Diptera; Culicidae
Product: peritrophin-1-like
Exons: 2
Coding region: 98-343 (81 amino acids)
Cellular component (GO): extracellular region
Molecular function (GO): chitin binding
Source: RefSeq, a predicted model, not a curated record
GCCCUCAUAAAAGGGAAUCACCGGAACAUUGGACAGGUGCAGUACGGAACGGUACGUCUUAGCAGGAGCCAAUUCGAGACAGUUAAACACUAUCAGCAUGAAAGUUGUGCUAUGCGCAUUGUUGCUUUUGGUGGGUUCAGUGCUAGCUGACGAUCGCUGCCCACCGCACGACGAUCCAGAGCUUCCGCCCGUGCUGAUGCCACAUCCCACCGAUUGUGAUAAGUUCCUGAUCUGCAGCCAUGGUGUACCGGUUGUUAGCAAGUGUCCGCCCGGGUUGCAUUGGAAUGACUCCCGGAAGCUGUGUGACUAUCCGUACGAGGCACAAUGUGUACCGUCGUUUUAAUGCUUAAUGUUUGUUAGUAAAAUUAUUGUAAAACAAA